AUGAGCUCGCCGCGUAAGCCUACCGGACGUCAAGCUCGGAAGCCGCCCAAGCUCGCUCACGACUGGGACCGCCCAGAAGCAGGGCCAGAGGAGGUCUUUGACAUUCAAUCUAUUUCGUCGGAUGAGGAGAGCGUCGCUGCAUCUUUCAAAGCGAUCAGCAGCAUGCCUUCACGAAACAAGGCCGCUGCAGCGCCACGAGCCAAACCGAGUGCUUCGUCAAAGUCUUCCAACCAGCAGCCAUCUUCACAGGACAUCGUAGAGAUCUCGGCUGACGAGUCUCUGGGUCACGGCCAGAAUGGGCACGAUGACAUGGACAUGUCCGACUUUGAGGAUGUCGACGUGGAAGGGCAGGCAACCGCUGAAGGGUCUCAGGCAGGCAGUGACGACCUCGACAUGGAGGACGUUGACGUCGAAGCAGAUCAGUCGGCACAGGAUCUGCAGGACAUGUACGCGGCUGCCUACCGCGAUAUUCAAGCCAAGUACGGCGACGGCACCGGCGACUACGACGGAGAAGGCGGCAUAGAGGAGGACGCAGAUCAGGCUGCCGACGAUGGUUCCUCUGGGUCCAAGCAGAUCCCCAUCUUCAAAGACGGCAAGGGUCAGCAUCGUGGCGUCGAGAUCUCUAUGGGCAGCAAGACUAGCAAACAGACCGACUCUCCCAAGCAAAAGUCAAACAACUUCCUCACGCCUCGCGACCGACAGAAUCGGAUCACCGCCCAUAAGCUCCUUGUUCUGUCCAUGCUUGCUCACACUCGGGUGCGCAACCAGUGGUGCAACGACGGCCAGCUCCGCGAUACGCUGGCGGAAACAGUGCCAGACUACCUCAUCACCAAGCUUCGGUCAAUCCAUCCGAAGAAGGUCACAGAGCAGCGCGAGAGGAUCCGCAUGUUCGAGAGCUUCCUCUCGGAUCUGGUGCACUGGUGGUCGUCGAGAUUCCGCCUGGAUCCCACCAUGGUGGCAAAGUCGGCCCUCCGUCAGCCCGACCAGGACAUUGCGACCGGUGUCAUCCCGAGCUCCGGAAGACGGGUCGACGGCUGGAUCGUCGAAACAGCUUCGGAGCGAGAACAACGUCAUCGACGAGAGCGAAGGGAGCAAUUGCGAUACAAAGAAGCGAAAGAGCGGCAAGCCAAGACGGACGCGGAGGCGAAUGGGCAAGGCAAGGGCAAAGGCAAAGCCAGGGACACCUCAUCGAAUGGCACCUCGGCGGCCGUCUCGCUCAAGCCACCGACAAAGGCGAUGGAGAUCACCAUCUUUGCGCCAGGCUCAGCCAUCCGACCCAUCUAUCUGCGUCUUCUCCCAGCAGCAGAGGACAUCGCUUCUCCUGCAGGGUUGAAAAAGCGUGCGGAAGAACGAUCGGGUUCAAGAGAGACGAGCGCUCAGCUCUUCUGCGCCCUGUGUCGCUCUAUAGGUAUCCCAGCUCGGCUUGUCGUAAGUCCACAACCGCUAUCGUGGAGCGUGGGUGCCAGCAAGCUUGCAAACACCGCUCAGCCUGGUAGUCAAGCGGACAAGAAGCCCAACAAGCUCCGUGCUGGAGCUAAGAAAUCAGCAUCACGUCGAUUCGCCUCCAAGCCGGUCAACGAGUUCACUUCGGAUGACGAGGAUGGCACCUACAGUGCAUCGGGAGCAUCGUCGACUGCACGAAGCAAAGGAUCCGUGCGAGCGAUCAGCGUCGAUUCGCUAUCAUCCGCAGACGAGGCGAGAGCCAGCGAUACCAGCAAAAGCAAGCGAAAAGCUGCUGUCGGUGGCAAGACCGCCAAAGAUAAUGAGGAUCUCACCAAGAAAGCGGUCCUCAGCGCUGCAGCCAAGACACCCAAUGGCAAGGGCAAGCCAGCCCGUCGGGGUGACCAGAGCUCACCCAUUACUCUGGACGAUACCGCUUCGGACGCUUCUUCCACUCGAUACGUCUCCAGCUCAAAAAAGACGAAAGCUCACGCGAUCGUCACCGCCACCGUCAAGGGAAAAGGCAAAGCUCGCCAAAUUGAAACCAUCGAGAUCGAGCCCCUGCCCGGCAAUCGGGAAAAGAGCUCUGACGAGGACUAUCGCCCCGACAAAUGGAAGAACCUCAAGGCGCCCCUCAAAGUCGAGCACAAGAUCAAGCUGCGUGCCUUCCGUCCUAAGCAGCUCAAGGACUCCGAGGUGGCGGGGGACGACACGACUGCGGACCCGGUCGAUCUGCAAGCGCCGCCGACCAUGUGGGUCGAAGUGUUCUCCAAACCCUACCAAAAGUGGAUCACUGUCGACCCUGUCCGAUCCAUGAUCCGACCUUCGGGAAACCGCCACAUGGAGCCGCCCGGCUUUGACAGGCAGAACAAGCUAAUCUACGUCGUCGCGUUCGAGGAGGAUGGCUAUGCGCGCGACGUCACUGCGCGAUACACCAAGACGCUCAACUCGCGCGUCUCACGCUUGCGUCCACCGACCCGGGCCAAAGGCGAGGAGGACUGGUGGACCAAAGUCGUCCGCUCCAUCCAUCGCCCGCAGAAGCUCGACCGCGAUGCGAUGGAAGACGCCGAGCUGCAGGACAACAGCUCCCGCGAACCCAUGCCGUCGUCCAUGAACGGCUUCAAAGACCAUCCGAUCUACUUUUUGGAAAAAUUCCUCAAGCGAGACGAGGUCAUCUUCCCCCGACGGCAGAUUGCGACGUUUCAGGGCACGCCCGUGUUCGCCAAGUCGGACGUGCAGACGCUGCGCUCUUCGCGACAGUGGUUCAACGAGGGUCGGGUGGUCAAGGACGGCGAGGCAGCGCUGAAGUGGGUCAAAUCGCGUGGGUAUACGUUGGCCAACAAGCGAGCCGAGGAGCAGGCCAAGCUGGAAGGCAGGGAGGUGGCACAGGAAGGGUUGUACGCCGAAUUUCAGACGCAGCUGUACGUGCCUCCGCCGGUCGGGGAGGACGGCGUGAUCCCCACCAACGGGUUCGGAAACAUCGACCUGUUCGUGCCUUCAAUGCUGCCCGCUGGCGCUGUGCACCUGGCGUACAGCGGCGUGGCCAAAGUUGCCAAGAAACUCGGCGUGCCGUAUGCAGAGGCGAUCACAGGGUUCGAGUUCCGCAAGCAGCGCGGCAUGCCCAAGAUCACAGGUGUCGUUGUCGCCCAGCAGAACGCCGAGCUGGUGGAGGAAGCUUUCUGGCAGCAAGAACAGCAGGACGCGCUGAAACAGCAGACCAAGAAGAUGGAGCGGGCGAUGAAGAAUUGGCGCAAGCUUAUCAACGCUGUUCGCAUAGCAAAACGCGUCAAGGAGCAGUACGGGGAUAAGAUGAUCAAGGAGUCGAAGGGGAGCAAGAAGAAGUCUGUGAAGGACCAUAGCGUUGGCGAUGAGCAGGAUGGUGGGGAGAAGAGUCGCUUCUUUGCUCCCAAGUCCGAUGCUGCCGAGCCCGCGGCUGAUGUGUCACUCGACACGACAGCGGAAGACCUCGACAUCGACACACCGAUGGACGACAUCCCUGAACCGACAUCCGCACCAUCCACAGCAGCAUCGACCCCAUCCAAACGCAAGAAGAUCAUCUCGCUUGCGCAGCUCGCGUCCACAUCUAGCCACCCGGACGACGGCAACACGAGCUCGGACGCUAGCCCCUCCCCUCCGCCAGCCGAGGCUCCACCGGCGAAACGACCGCGCAAGUCGGCAACUCGCUCCGACGAGGCGGCAGAACCAGCAUCAUCAACACCGGCCAAACGGCCGCGACGAACCCCGACGACGCCAUCGAAGACUGUCCAGGCAGAACCCACUUCGGCCCGCCGCAGCGCCCGUUCCCGCACGAGCAAGGCCUACGCCGAGCCAGACACAGAUGUCGACGACGACGCCGAAGCCGAUGACGGGAUCGUCGUCCAACUCGACGCCCCAACCGCAGACGAAGAGCCAUCCAGUCGUCGCACCAGCCGUCGCAUCACAGUCAAGCUCACGCCCAAGAAGUGA
Kalmanozyma brasiliensis GHG001 is the source of this 3906-nucleotide messenger RNA. RefSeq names its product Transglutaminase-like protein. NCBI's taxonomy places the organism in Eukaryota, Fungi, Basidiomycota, Ustilaginomycetes, Ustilaginales. The record is from RefSeq and is a predicted model, not a curated record. Gene Ontology annotation, molecular function: single-stranded DNA binding; damaged DNA binding. Bases 1 to 3906 code for a protein of 1301 amino acids. Gene Ontology annotation, cellular component: nucleus; XPC complex; cytoplasm. Gene Ontology annotation, biological process: mismatch repair; nucleotide-excision repair. The transcript has a single exon.